This is a messenger RNA of Zootermopsis nevadensis, 2048 nucleotides long. The record is from RefSeq and is a predicted model, not a curated record. NCBI's taxonomy places the organism in Eukaryota, Metazoa, Arthropoda, Insecta, Blattodea, Termopsidae.
CGCUGCUUGUUGAUCUUGCGUUAGCUCGCUAAUUCGACCGGGCGCAAGCCACUGUUUUCUCUACAUUGUGAGCCUUGUGGUGAAAGGAAACAAGCAGACUGUUUUCACUUAAUCUCUGUGUAAACCGGGCUGUGUUGUGUGUCAUAAUAAGAAGUUGCUUUGCGAGUGAUUGCAUUCUACCAGAACUUUUAUCGGUACAGCAGGGCAGUCAAAAUGUUUAUGCUGAGGAACUUGGUCAGGGGGAGUCAUUGCUAGAGAUCCUGCCCCCACCACACUCCUCUCUCACAUGUGUUGUUAAUCGUGUUGAUGUUUGCUGAUCGGCCAACAAAGCAACAAGUAAUUUGCGACGCCCGAUAGGUGCUAUGGAGGCCGUGUGAGGCGGCACCGCGGUGCCGUUGGUCGUCACCCUGGAGCACGGCACAUACUCCGGGAAUACCACGAUCAGCAUGCACACGCUGUUCGGGGACCAGAAUGCCUACUAUCGACACCCCGCCGCCGCUGCCGCCGCCGGUUACCCGGGCGCCAUGUCGGGGGCGGCUCAUCAUAUGAGCGCCAGCACAGCCGCCUACACUUAUGACCAGUAUUCCCGUUACCCCUACGCCGCGACCCCAUAUCCACUAAACCCUCACCAGCAACAGCUGCAUCAUGGUCCAGCCAAGGACAUGGUAAAACCGCCGUACUCGUAUAUCGCACUCAUCGCCAUGGCAAUCCAGAACGCACCAGACAAGAGGAUAACACUAAACGGCAUCUACCAGUUCAUAAUGGAGAGGUUCCCGUACUAUCGAGAGAACAAGCAAGGCUGGCAGAACUCCAUCAGGCACAACCUCAGCCUGAACGAGUGCUUCGUCAAGGUCCCGCGUGAUGACAAGAAGCCUGGCAAAGGCAGUUACUGGACCCUGGACCCGGACUCAUACAACAUGUUCGACAACGGCUCGUACCUGCGACGUCGACGACGCUUCAAGAAGAAGGACGCCAUCAAGGAGAAGGAAGAGGCGCUCAAGAGACAGCAGCAGCAGCAGGAGGGGCACAAACGAGCCGAGGAGAAAGUCCUGCUGAGCAGCAGCACCGCGGACACGAAAGUCAUUAAGUCGAGUCCCGCGGAGUGCAAGCCGAAACGCGAGCCAGUUGUAGAACUGAGCAACUGCAUGAACAGCAAGUACCAGCAGCAGGACGUGAAGCCGGGAGUUGUCGUGGACCAUCACAUGACGGACGUAAGCAUGGACACGUCGGGGGUUGUGGGUACGUUCAGUGUGGACAGUCUGAUGACGGGGGGCAGCAGGGGCAGCAGCCAGCAUCAUCUCAGCUACACGGGGUCGCGGGGGGCCUUGUAUUCGUAUCACUGCACGGGGCAGUACCACCAGGGGAUCAUGCACCAGGACGAGUUGCUCGUCCCGACCACGUCCACUGCAUCCACCCCUGGGACGACGACUCAUCACCAGCUAGGGGCGACACAGCAGUUCAGCGGGGGGCGGCACCCGGGGGCCGCGAGUGCUGCCUGGUACGGCAACGCAGAGGUUAGUGAGCCCACUUCCGGCUUCAGGGACUUGUUCGAAGCAGUACCCAACCCCAGCUGUCAGCUCGGGUUCCGGAGUUCCGCUGUGACGGCUUCCCCGCCUGCGAGCGCCGCGGUCUACCGGUCCGCUUCUUCGUACUACCAGCAGCAAGACUGCAGCGGCCCUCCCAAGUACUGAGUGAGUCCAGCAUGUUCCUCUAACUUAUUCCAAAACAGUGAGCCGAGACACUGAACCACUAUGUGCUGUUCCUUGUAGGUGUUUAGGUGUCAUGCGGAUUUCUAGGGACUGUGUCGAACUUCAGCUAUGUGCAUAAUUGUAUAGUAAAUCUGUGGAAAUAUUGUAUGUAAAUACUGACAAGAGAUUUUAUAUAUAAAGAAAGUGCAUCUGCAUUAUUCGUCUUGACUCUGGCACUGCCGUGGUAAUUUUAUAUGUCACUAGAAGUAACGUUUCGUCUUGCAACAAAAGCUCCAAUUUCAGUUCUUAUGCUUUGCGGCCAACUUAGGCUUACUAUUAAUAAAAAAUAAACACUAAAUU